AAUAUCCAGCCAACAAGGAAUUCUUCUAAUUACUCAUACAUAAAAGGAAGAUGCAACAAAAAUAAAACACCCCGUUCCAAAAUCUAAAAGAGAACCGUACUAGUUAACUUCCCUCAAUCAACACCGCCACCAGCCAGCCCUCCUUACCCCACCCUUUUCCCCCAACCAAAACCAAAGCUACUUCCCACCACUAAACCAUCCCCACAACCCUUCCUUUUCCUUCUUCCGUCUCUUCUCCUGCUCCUUUUUCCCCUUCCACCACCACCCGGCCACCGUGCCAGCUGCAUAGCCACCCAAAUGACUCCAAUGAUCCAUCACGGGCAUCCGCAGCCGAAACGGCAACACCACCAAUGACGCAAUUUCGAUAAACACGAUGACACUCAGGAAUGUCGAGCCCUUGGCGGAGAAGGUCUCUUGCCAGGAUUGCGGGAGGAGGGCAAUGGUUAGUUUGUCGCUGUUUUAUGGGAGGGGUUAAUGUUAGCGGUAGAUCAAAUUGUAAAGGGAAUGGAGAGAGGGGAGGACGAACUUUGCAUGUAUCAUGCACCAGGCGGCGACGAGGCCGGCAAUGGCGCCUGAGGCGCCGAGGGAGGUUACGGUUAGUUUAUUUUGGAGGACGUGGGCGGUUAGGGAGGUUAGGGAGGCGAUGACGCCGGCAGAGAAAUAGAGGGAGAGGAAGUCGGCGCGGCCGAGUUCUUCGUGGACUAUUUUUGAAGGUUUGUUAGAGCCAGCGUUUCCUUUUAAAAUUUACUAGACUUUGGGAGUUGAAUUAAAGGAAAGGUGGGAGGUAAUAGGAUAUGAAUAAUAGAGAAUCAUUGGCAAUAAAGGUAAAACGUCACUUACGUCUUGUCCCGAUGAACCACAAAAUCAACAUAUUGGCACCUAGAUGUCGGAAUUGUUGGUGGCUGAAUAUGCUGCCGACAAUGCUAAUUGAGUACGGAUACAACGGCACGCUGAUGAAAUAUCGAUUCAACAUUCUCCAGGCGGGCGGGACGGCUCGCCACAUGGCAAAGAUGAGGACGUUUGCCCCAAUGAGACCGAUCACGGUUGCUGCGGCGGGGGGUGUAUUGGGCAUCAGGCGCUCCUGACGAGGUGCUGGCUCAUAAUUUUCGGCGAGGACACAGCAGAGGCCUAUGGUAAGGAGUGUUAUACAGAGAGAGGGGAGGAUUCGGCUGGCCUGACAUACCUUCGAGAGUUUUGAGGUAUCCAAAUCCUUUGCUGUUGCCCGAAGAUGAUGUUUCUGCACCCAAGCCAACGCAGGACGGACAUCCGGAUCCGCACGAGGUUUAGCUAGAAGGGGGGUACCGGUUAGAAAAAGCCCAGCAAAACCAUCACGGCAGAUAAAAAUUAAAUGUGGAAUGUGCAGAAUAUAGAAAUACCUUCCAUAACCGCGGCUUCCUCGAACUUCCGCAACUCCAUAUUUUUCUGAAUGCUCCGCUUCAACUUUUCCCGAUCCUUCGCCUCGCCUUCCAGCCACUCGCGUCUCCGCCGUUCAUCCUCCAACUUAUUCUUUCGCUCGUUCGCCUCCCUCGUUUCCUGCAGGAUACUUUUGCCAUAAACAUCCCCUUCCUUCUCUAUGGGUUUAUCGAACUUCCCACUCUGCGGUUUAUACAGGCCAAGCGCUUGACCACGCUUGAUCAGCUUCUGCUCCUCUGCAAUUUCUUCUCGUUCAAUACGCUUUAGAAUCGCAGCAUCUUCGUCCACGGGGUAUCUUUUCCGCAGCCAUUCUAGUCCUGCUAUUAUCGUAUCCUCCGCCACAACAUUCUUUAUAUCAGCGGGGAGAUCGACAUCGAUGGUACCGGAGAUACGACGUGCUUGGAGUAUUCGUAGCAUUCUGUUGCCCAGCGGUACUGAGAUCUGCGACUCUGAACCAAAUAUUUGGGAGAGCUCCAGAGCAGAGAGAUCGCGGGCUCUGAACCGAGCGCCAUCUUCGCGUCUCUUGAGGGGCGGAGGAGAUCGGGGUGCUCUGGCGGCGAAGGUAGCGGAAGAGGAGAAUGUGCGGGACGGAAAGGAGAUUCGACGGGAAUGACACGAUUGGAAUAUGCCUGUAGGUUUAGUUGGAGAUAGUAUAUUCUGGAAGGGAUUGGAAAUAUUCUGCAGGCUACUCAUAGAGCGGGUUGCAAAAUUCCAGCCGUCAGGCCAUAUCAUCUGGAGAAGGGCGAGGGGAGCUGCUUGGGGAGAUGGCGAGGAGCGAAUGCCCAUGCACGGUCUUCGCCAUGCCACCGAGAAAACAUUGUUCAUCUCCCACAGCUCAAGAGAGAUCUCAUCUGGCUACAGAAACGGCUUUCAAUAUCGUGAGUUGUAAUUGUAGGAGUCUGAAUUUUUUGGCGGGAGAACUUUAGCGCGGAAAUGCGGCUCCGCCGGCGCCUAUGUGCCGCUUAUUAAGCGCGAUUAGCGCCAGGUUUGCCUUUGAUAUGAUGUUCAAUUAUAGCACCAAAAGGGCAAAAUAUCAUAGCUACGCCGACAUUGUUAUGCUCAUUUAUGCAUAACUAAGCUAUUAAUUGGAUCUCAUGGCUAAUUACAUUGUAUUAGAACCUGAGGUGGAGCUUCUUACACAAUUUUCACAACUUGCACUGGUGUUGAGCCUCAAAAACGUCUUAUGUCAUCCCGCCUUCUACAUAGCUUACUUCCAAAUAUCAACAACCUCACACCUCUCUUCUUUAUCUUGAAAACACAGUUUUGCUUCACCCUUAAGGCUGUUGGGCCCAUUAAGCCUACUUGAGUUGUCACCCCACCUCAAAUCCAAGCGUCUUCAUUCUAUUCCUAUAGUUACGACCCCGACCAUCACCACAGGACAAAACAAAAUCAAUUUCUAAAACAAUGUCCGCCGCCUCCACCCCGAUAACCCCACAAGCCUUCGCCGAAGCGCUAAAAUCCCUUCCCCUCUCUUCCCUCUACGCCAAAGGCUCCGAGCUUCGCAACUCCAUCGCCCACCUCCAGCGCUCAAACGAUGAGUUGGCCCGGUACAUAGCGGAAGAGUCACCGGACGGCCACGAUAAGGACUGCGAAGAUGCCAUUAAGGAGAAUGAGGUGGUUAUUGUUCGUAUGCAGGAGAGAAUUGAUCUUUUGAAGGUUGAAGUGGAGCGUAGGGGGAAGAGAUGGAGUGAGGAGAUGGAGAUGGACAUAGACAUAGACGGGGACGGGGAUAUGAAUGGUGGGGCUGAAGGGGAUGUGGGCGUGGGCGUUGGGGUUGCUGACAGCGGGCCUACGGGAACGGGAACGGGAACGGAAACGGAAACGGAAACGGGGAGUGGGAUAAAUGCCGGUAACAAUAUCCUAAAUGGAGAUGCCCAAACAACGACGGGGCAACAUGCUCAGCCCCUCAGUAAUCAAAAUAAUAGCGCUGCUAGCGCGGGGCGGAAUGGUUCUGGUGGUGAUGAUGAGAUGCAGGGAAGUGAGGCUGGUGUGUAUUUAUGAGCUACGUUGCUCAUCAUUUCAUCGUUAUAUUGCUGUCGAUUGGAUGUCUCGGCCCACUUCGCCUUUCCCUUGUUUUUAGGGUCAAUAUCGAUAACAUGGCCGAGACAUGUUACGGGGUUUGAUAUUCUAUUAUUCGCCGUCGAUUCCCGAUGUGUCGCUUUUGGCCCCCUAUUUAUUUGUCAACUAUCCUGCCGAGGAAAUACGGACCCUGGCUCUGUGGCUGCCUGGCCUUAUGAGGCGUCUGAAACAUGCCUUCAGCCAUCAGCCCUAUUUGAGAACGGGGUGCCAGGAAGGUUGAACGAAGAGUUGGGUUGGAGGGUCAGGGGAGUUGUGUGAUGUCGCUUCGCUUUCGCAAGGAAGUGUGCUUUAGGGUUUGGUUUAUCGGAAAGUUAUAAUAGCCUGGUAGGGCGAGGAAAUGUAUCCGGGGCUAGCAGAAAGUGAAGAACAGGAUCUACCCAUGCCACCUAUUUAUUUAUACUUAAAGAAACGGCCGGACUGCGUAAUGUUUCCGUCGGGACAACGAAAUGAGCCGGAAGCCGCAGUGACUUAAAAAGGCUUGUAGAAAGCUUAAACUUAAUACAUUGAGAAGCCUUGAGACAUUAAAAAGAAAACAACCGUUGCAGGGUUUAUUGCAGGAUUUUGGUUGAAUGUAACUAAGUCAGUGAUUGCCGUCCUCGCCGAAGCGCAGCUCCCUCGAAAACAAUUGUUUAAUUUUAAAUUGCCCGCUAGCUACCUGAGAAAUUGAUUGGCUGGUUGCUGGAGACAUGCAAAAUCAAUAUUUAUGCGAAGAAAAAGCGAGCAGGGCAGUUUCAAAAUGAGACUUUAAAAUGGAGGGAGAAACGGAAAAAUGGGAAUCAAAGUGUAAAAAAGAAAAUCCAUGCAGACAUAUGCCCAUUCCCGAAGAACAAAAUGAAAUAACAAACGAAAAGAAACAAGGCCCAAUAAACAUAAGAUAUCUGGGUCGAGGGCUUCAAUAGCUUUAAAAAAAAUCGCCGAUAAGAAUAAUGAAACGGGAUAUGCCCAGUUUGGCCUUCUCUCCCCUGAGUGACAAAUAUGAUUAACGCCC
Messenger RNA from Blastomyces dermatitidis ER-3, 4480 nucleotides. RefSeq lists its product as uncharacterized. Gene Ontology annotation, biological process: proteasome regulatory particle assembly. The record is from RefSeq and is a predicted model, not a curated record. Bases 2818 to 3414 code for a protein of 198 amino acids. The transcript has 2 exons. Lineage: Eukaryota; Fungi; Ascomycota; Eurotiomycetes; Onygenales; Ajellomycetaceae. Gene Ontology annotation, molecular function: protein-macromolecule adaptor activity.